Symbiodinium sp. CCMP2456 is the source of this 1002-nucleotide messenger RNA. Lineage: Eukaryota; Dinophyceae; Suessiales; Symbiodiniaceae. The record is from the annotation of a GenBank genome assembly.
AUGUCUUCCGAAGAGAUACGGCUUGCUCAGAGGUGGUACGAUCAGGAAGCGUUGGCACCGUCGCAAAUAGCUCAACGUCUUGGCCGUGACAAGUUGCAUCACGUCAAGCAAGUUCCUCGUAAGAAGCAGGGCCGUCGACACCUAACUGAGCCUCAAGUCGAUCAGCUUCUACGUCGCCCGCACCAGAUGAUUGUCUCCGCCGAUGCGAAGUACCAUGUGACAGUGCAGAUGUUGCGCAAAGCCGCCAAAACAGGGGUUAGCGAGCGCAUCAUCUUGGAAGCCUGUCAUCGUCGCGGGGGCUACUUUCGGAAGCUUCGUGAGAAGCCCCUACUGGCUGCAGAAGACAUCCGAGCUCGCUUCGCCUUCGCCAAGCAGUACAAGGACAAAUCUGCAUCAUGGUGGAAUAGCCACGUCCAUGCAUUUCUUGAUGGACAGCACUUCAAGACCUACCUGACGUCGGCUGCAAGGAAGAUGGCGGCCCAGCAUCGCACCUUCGGUGCCUACCGUGUUCCUGGACGCGGCUUGAGUGGUGGCUACGUCAAGCCAAAGAGAGGUCUGGCCGCAAGCACACGUUCGAAGAGCUCCUUGGUCAUGGGCGCCAUCGGCAAGGGUAGACUGCUGCUUUGGCAUGCGGGACAGGCUGCUGCGGACUUGUAUGUUGGUCCCUUGAAAGCUAACGACCCUACCGGCUUCCAGUCCAACAAGGGCAAGAUGGCGAAGUGUGAGAGCGGCAUUUCGACCUUUGCAAUACCCACAAGAUCCCCGGACCUGAACCCCAUGGAUUUCUGUACCUGGUCGGAGAUCAACCGGCGCUUCAGGCGCCAAGAGGCCAAGUGGUCAGCUGCAAAGCGGGAAACCCGGCCGAAGUACCUGGCACGCCUGCGUCGUACAGCUCGCAAGCUGCCAGAGUCCCUCAUCACGAGUGCCAUUGGUGACAUGGAACAUCGUUGCCAGAGGCUGUUUGAAGCCAAAGGCCACUUUUUCGAAGAAAGUGGAGCUUGA